CCAAUUCUGUUAGAUGGUGAUACAAAGUGAAGUUGGCACGUUGACUCCAAACAAUUUUAUACAAAAAUAACCCAGAAAUCUUAAAAUAACGCAAAAUAAGUGUUUGUUAUUAAUUAAAUUAAUUAAUAAUGCUUUAUUAUUAAUCAAACGAAUCGUUCCAAAUAACCAGGUAAAAAUUAAGGUAUUUCCUCUCAAAAAUGGAAACGGAUGAAGCGCAAAGUAUCCCCGCCGAGGAAACCCCAACUCAGCCCUUAAUGGGGGAAACCUCGAUGGAUAUUGAGCCAGAAAUGAUGAGCGACGAAAAAAUAGAGGAGCCCCAAAUCCCGUUGGAAGAAACCGAACCUUUACCAGCUUUACCAAGUGGUGAUAUGGAUAUGGAGGUAGACCAGCAAGAACAAGACCAAGAAACUCCUUUAGAACAAGAAGGUGUUGUUUUACCAGUUGAAAACAACGAAAUAACCCCACAAAAUGAAUCAGAAGACCAAGUUGAUAGUUUAACGAACGAGGAAGGCGAAAAAGAAGUUGAUGAAGUUGAAAAAGAAGAAAUGCAACAAAUUGAUGGAGGAAAUGAAACUCCAGGAGAACUUGGAACUGAAAAUUUAGACAUAAAACCACGUUUGGAGGAUUUGGAGCAAUUACAAGAUGAAAUGGAACAACAAGAAUACACUCCCCAAGAAGAGAAAGGUGAGAAUGAACCAAAUGAACUAAAUGAUGAGGUUAAAAAAGAACCUGAAGAGGAAGAUUUACCGCCUUUAGACGAUGUUGCGCAAAUUCAAAUGAAUAAUGAAAAUAUUCGGUCGUUACCGCCUCAAGAAGAGAAUCAACAGGAAGAAGAAGAAAAGGAAGAAUCGCGAAAUGACGUUGAAAAUGCUCUCUCAGCUUUAGCAACGGCCGCAAUUGAUCACGCGAAAGAAACUGAAAUAAAACAAGAAAUGGAGCAGAAAGAUCCCAAAGAAAUUUGGCACACCGUAGGGUUUAUUAAAGGGACGAGUUUUAACGUUCAAGAAUAUUUUUAUUUAGACGAUUCAACCGAUUUCACCGAAGAUCAACUCCCUGACACAACGGGAUUCCCCCGAAUCGCUUUAGAACCGGGAACCGCAUACAAAUUCCGCGUCGCCGCGAUUAACUCGGUCGGACGAAGCAAUUGGAGCGAAGUUUCCGCGUUUAAAACUUGCGUCCCCGGAUUUCCAAGCGCUCCAUCGGCGAUUAAAAUUGCUAAAAGUGCUGAUGGGGCUCAUAUUUCUUGGGAACCACCGAAGGGGUUGAUUACGGAGUACUCGGUUUAUUUGGCGGUGAGAAAUUCGAAAGAAAAUGUAACUCCCGCUUCAAUGGCUUUUGUACGAGUUUACGCGGGGCCGAGUAAUUCGUGUGUUGUGCCCCUUUCGUCGUUAUCGACGGCUCAUGUUGAUACAACGACGAAAUCGGCGAUUAUUUUUCGAAUUGCCGCGAGGAACGAGAAAGGUUAUGGCCCCGCUACGCAAGUUAGGUGGUUACAAGAGACGGCGAAUAAAGCGGUGAAAAGACCGAAUGAUGAUGGGCAAGGUGGUGUUAAGAAGACUAGGGCUGAUUAAGAUGAGAAUUUUUAAGGAAAAAAUUAUUUUAAGAAUUUUAAAUGAUGAUUUUUAUUGAUGCAAACUUAGUUAUAAAUAUAAUGUUUAGUGUUUAAAACGAUUUUGGAAUAUAAUAAUAAUAUAAGUGUAGAGAAAAA
Onthophagus taurus is the source of this 1708-nucleotide messenger RNA. RefSeq names its product host cell factor 1-like. Gene Ontology annotation, biological process: regulation of DNA-templated transcription; chromatin remodeling. Lineage: Eukaryota; Metazoa; Arthropoda; Insecta; Coleoptera; Scarabaeidae. Gene Ontology annotation, molecular function: protein binding; transcription coactivator activity. The record is from RefSeq and is a predicted model, not a curated record. Gene Ontology annotation, cellular component: histone methyltransferase complex.